Acanthaster planci (crown-of-thorns starfish) is the source of this 8557-nucleotide messenger RNA. RefSeq lists its product as uncharacterized. NCBI's taxonomy places the organism in Eukaryota, Metazoa, Echinodermata, Asteroidea, Valvatida, Acanthasteridae. Gene Ontology annotation, cellular component: nucleus. Gene Ontology annotation, molecular function: sequence-specific DNA binding; DNA-binding transcription factor activity, RNA polymerase II-specific. The record is from RefSeq and is a predicted model, not a curated record. Gene Ontology annotation, biological process: cell differentiation; regulation of transcription by RNA polymerase II.
GUUCGGAACAAAGCCCGCUGUAGCCAGGGUUGUCGUUUGCCAAAGUCUGCUGCCGAUAUCGAUUUCCUAGCUGAGCUAAAUAAUUGUACACGUAAGCACAAGGACUUAAAAUCAGCCGCUUUACUGGCUGAACUAGACCUACACAAUAAACAGUGAAGGAAACAGCCGCGUGAUAGUGUGCGGGAUACGGAAACAUCAAUAUUCAUGACUUACCGAUGCGUCAUCGUGUGACCCGGAGGUACACACGCAAGAAAUUAAUACACGUAGUGGGUGAAUGCAGUCUUCCGUAAUUUUUGAACGUUUUUGUGUACUUUUUGUGAAUCAGAUGCAAUAAUUACAGCUGUAUUUUGAAUGCUGGUGCUUCCAAGGAGUCGCGGUUCGACAGGAUACCCAAUUUGUCUCCGUGAUUAUGUACCAAUGCAGCUGGACAUUCGGGCAAUUCAGUGACCGGCGUAAAGGCCGUUGGAUGACGGCAUAGCUAAAUUUGGACUCCACGGUGCACACACUGUACGCACGCGAUUCGUGGUAACAAUUACGCUCAGAGUUAAGCGUCGACAGCCGAACUCGGAAAGUAGCGCAGAAAACUAGCCCCCAAAGGACCUGCAAUCGGACGAUUUUAGCAGAGCUCGUAGCUGCCUGGCAGGUCUGUACGGAUCGGUGAAUGCUUCCAACUCCUCAGGGCCUGAAAUCAAGCUGGGACGCCGACAUUUGGAGGGAUGUUUUCGGGGGCGACUGUGAGCAUGAGAGCCACUGUUGAAAUGAAGAUCUGGUGAAAGAAAUUUGCCUUUUCAGUUUUCGUCUUCAUCCCAGCGCUCCCAGCCCUGGGCGCCGUGUAGGGUACAGCGUGGGUCUAAAAUGAUGCACUACCGUUGCCUCGACCCACCUACCACCCCUGUACACCAGCAGGCGGAGCCCUCCCCUAGUGCCAACAUACCCAGCCCGGCCACCCCUGUCUACAAUGCAGGAUCGAUGGCGUUUCCCGACUGGGCCUACAAGCCGGAGAGCAGCCCUGGAUCCAGACAGAUCCAACUCUGGCACUUCAUCCUGGAGCUGCUGCAGAAGGAAGAGUUCCGGGACGUGAUUGCCUGGCAGGGUGACUACGGCGAGUUUCUGAUCAAGGACCCGGACGAGCUGGCCCGGGUCUGGGGCGUCCGCAAGUGCAAGCCACACAUGAACUAUGACAAGCUUAGCAGAGCGCUCAGAUACUACUAUAACAAGAGGAUCCUUCACAAAACCAAAGGGAAACGUUUCACCUAUAAGUUCAACUUUAGCAAGUUGAUCUUGGUGAACUACCCAGGCACCGACAUGAAGUACAUCCCGCAGUAUGUCCCUCCGCAAUCGGCCCCAGCAUCCAACAAUCCUAGUUCCCCUGACGAUGUCAUCCUCAUCGAUGACAACAACAAGAAGUCGCAGGAGCGGCCGGGAGUGCGGACCCUCAGCGAGUCCUCCAGUGACUCUCAGGAAUCAUUGGAAGGGACCAAGCGGCCGCCACCGCCCGUUCGGCAACGUUCUCACAGCCUCGGGGAUGCCGAGCCACUGGGGAUCAACCAGCCAGGGUUGCGGGGUGAUGGACAACCCCCGGUGGUCCCCAUCGAUGUCAGGCCUCCUCCCUUCUCCCCAAGCUACCAGCCUCUGAGGCCCACUUUUUACUCCCACUCGCUACCGGCGAGCCCUUGCUAUCUUUCCCCGAUGCCCAGUCCAGCAUCUGCCAUGAGCCCGAUCUUCACCGCACCGUGCCCGCGGUUCACUUACUCCCCAGCCGAGAUUCGGGCCCACCAGGAAGCACAGUCUAGACUGGAACAUGAUCGGGUCACAAAGCUGCGAGCACAGACCCUGCCCCGGCCGUUCGCCAUGGCCCAAUCCCCCGGAACUAUAUGGAGGACUCACAAUGAAAAUGAGGUGCGGAUAAGUGGGUUGAAUUUAUCCCCUCCAGAGCCACAGCAGCAGCAUGAGAACGUGAUUCGCAUUCCAGAUCGGCCACUUCAAUCUGAACUAUACCAGAGGAGAAUGAACGAGCGGAGGCAAGCUCAGGCCGCUGCAGCCAAUCAGAAACCUGCCACCAUCUCAUCACCACCCGAGAUCAAAGCGCCAUCUACAGUCACUUCCCCACCACAUGACGAGAACACCAUGAAAGUACCUGAGCCGAUGCGUCCAUGGCAGCAUUCAUCACCUCGGAAACCAUCUCCAGAUCGGAGGUACGCUGGGAUGCGGUCCCCAAGGCCCUCUCCGGAGAGGACGAGGAUGGAUGUCGAAGGCAACAGGAUGGAGAGCAGAGAGGAGCGUUCUAGAAGCCCCACAGAAGCAGAGAGGGAGAACACUGAACGCCAAGACAAGGAGAAGGGCAUCCCCAUCAAGCUCCGUGUCAAGCGGAAGUGGAACCGUGACAACACCCGCCCACCUUCCUACCAGGAAGUGGAGCCCAAGUCACCUAAGGUCAGCCUGGAGCACAAGCCAUCCUCCCGAUCCCUGCCCUGCACCCCAACCCAGAAGUCCAGUGCCAUCGGCACUGUUUUCCAGUUUCCACCAAUGGCUGAGGACCCUGUCAAGGAGGAAUCCAUGCGCCGGUUCCGGGAUUACUACUUUGACACGGGCCCCUCCCCAUCCAGUGGCCCCCCCCAGCCCAUGCUGGAACUACGCUCUCCUGGUGCUUUCAGUCCAUUCAAAUCGGAGCGCUCGCAGCGAACUCACCUGCUGACCCCGGACCGCGCCUUGGUUCCUGAGAUGAACUUGAUCAAGGUGGAGAGCGACUCCAGCCUCAGCAAGAAGAGAUCCCUGGACCCUGGCCUUUCUGAGGAGGUGUGGAUCAAGCGGGAGCCUCGUCUUGAAGCCAAAGAUCCUUAACUCAGACACCGCCUAGAUGUUCAAGAUCUUCCAGAACAAACUGUAAUUGUUCUCACAAGCAAGCUGAAAGAUUCAAUACCUCUCAUCUUACACACACCUGCACAUUUGACUCAAAAUUAGUUUUAUUGCCAAUGGCAAACGGGUAUGUCUGAGUAGAAAAUCAUACCCUUCUCUGACUAAAAUCAUCCCUUUGCACCAUAAGCACAUAUUGCUUUCCCAUGUUAUAAUGACCACACCGCGAUUCACUACUGGAGUACCACAUCACAUCAUUCGGUGUUGAGUUCAAAUUUAGAGGCAAGUUUCAGACAAGCCAUAAAAGCACUGCUCACAGUUGGUGUUCCUAACUGCAAAACCCUGUGGGCAGUCUUGAGCCUACAAGUCUGGAUGAGGUUAUUUUGUUAGCAAAAGACCUGCUGGAUUAGCAUGAACAUCUUUUCUGUUUGCCUAAGGAGGAGAUGUUACAGUAUUUGAAAUUUCCCUUCAGGCUAGAUGGAUGAGUCGCACUCUCUUAGCCUUUUUUAUGGAACACUGUCUUUGUUACUUACCCCUGGCGUGACAGUCUGUUGUGUACAACAGUUUUGCUGAUUGGCAAGGAUUCGGUUACAGUGCCUUGUAAGGCGAUAGUUGAAAAUGUAAAGUAUGAGGCGUGUACUAUGGUACCUGGGAAUUCCAGCGGGCACAGUGCGCCAGUACCAAUUUUCAGCCAAACGUUUCAAUUUAUGUGUUGGGGUAUUGUAACUCCAGACAUGUCCCUACGAAUACAUGACAGGAUCGCUCACCUUAGAAAACGAGGGUGGUUGUGCUACUCUGAGUACAAGGUGAUGAAACCAUGACAACCCUUUCUCCAUGACAUCCCUAAGCCUGGUAAGGGUGGACUUUUUCACAUGCCUUGAAACAGUGAGUCGCCACAGAAUGACUAGUUGUAAAUAAAGUUCGCAAGAGGUCAAUUACAUCGAGCUGCUGAACAAAACUGGUUGCUUAGUGAUACCUACAGGUUGCUGAAUUUUAUAAACAGGUUGCUAAGCAACUUGAGACUAUUUAUUAAAGCUUUAUCAGUCCCCCCAAAAUGCUGAUUCAAGAAAAUACUUUCCUGGUACUACGUGUUCUUUGUGCACAGCUACAGCCAUUGAACAAGGAAAGAAUCUUUUCUUAGGAAGAAACGAGUUUAAAGUUGUAUGGAAAUCCUCUGUGGGUCUAACUGAUAAUCAGUGCUCCUUCGGCAGCUCUCGGUAGUUUGACUGGAGAUAAAAAUGAUAUAGUUUUUUAGAAGAUUUGAAGGCAAACCUGGAAUCAGGAAUUGUAAAGAAAUGAGACGUACUCGGACACUUUUCUUACUUUGUUUAUUUUUUUAUGCUGAGUGAGGUUUUUUGGUCACAGGGCUGAACUAAUUUCCACUUAGUCUUGGACAUUUUCUGCAUUCACAGUUUUACAAAGAAAUCAUGUGGUUUGGAAAUCUUGACUCUGAAGUCGUUGGAUUGACAUUUGAAAUUCUUAACCUGGUUUAUUGUGAAGACUUCUGGAUUCAAUAGCAUUUGUCAGUCGGUUUUUUGUGGUUACACUUUACAACUACACGUGUGAUUGGCGACUUUCUACAUGAUUUGUAGAUGGUUAACAUUGUUAAAAGAAUUUAACAUCAAAGAAAUUCUUACUGUUUCUUUUUAAACGGAUAGUUGACACCAGUCACACAAUUGUAUGGUAUGAUUAAUAAGUUUAAAUAACAAUGUCCAUUAUUGCCUCUAACCUCCUCUUAAUUAAGCAGUCGUCUGCGAAUUGUGGUCGCCCGUACAGGAUGCCGUUGUUCUGAUAUGGCCAAUUCAAUCGAUGUCGCUGUUCGGUGGCCAACUGUUCUCUUUUCAUAAGAUGAGGCGCAUCACUAGUCUAUUCCAGGUCGCUCGGAACUUUUUCCAUCAGCAACUAUGGCUGCGGAAUCGGGCACGAUGUCUGUGGGUAGAGUAGAAACGCCGUAAAGGGCUUAUUUGUCCAUUCUUUAGAGCCCGCUAAUUUCUCCAGACAGUGAAUUAUUUCUUGAAAUUUAUCCCGGCUAGAUAGAAUUUUUGACGGUGUAUACAAUUUCAGAAUGAUUGCACUUAUUUUGUAUCGUGUAAGUUCUUAGUUUGACAUUUCUCUGGCUUUUUGUUUGCGUUUGGGGUUAAAGCUCCAGGGAUCUGGCAGUGAAAUUAGCAGGAUGAAGUUUCCAUGGCGGCCUAAAUUUGGAAGUCCAAUCGCUGGGCCUUUUUUCUUUAAUUCGAAUAAAUAUUUUGGUCUCAAAAUUUGGUGUUGUCCGAAACAUUAUGUGUAUUGUAAUCGAAUUCAUUUAAUCUAUCUCUGUGUUUAUCUGCUGGAACAUUCAAUAUGAAGACAAUUGUUGGAAUAUCUCUUAUUUGGUCGGCUCGCGCCUUUUCAAAAGUGUCACUUCAAAUCAUGUGAGAGCCUUGACAUCUGUUUGUAAUCGAAAUUUUCGAAGCAUCCGUGAAAUUCCAUUUGACACCCACUUACUGCGAUUAGUGCGGUUUACUUUGAGAUGAAAAAACCUGGGACAAAUUAUAUUUAUUUUCUUAGAACUGAAAGUCGAAUACGCUACAAAGUAAUAUUUGUAGUUUGAUUUUAAUGGUUGUUUUUUCAAUGUUAUUCAGUUUUAAUUCUUUAUUUUUGAUUUAAUUUCCUAUUUUAGUGAAUAGUAAUUUAUGCAGUGUGUUGUUUAUGAACACAAGUUUUAGAACAUUGAGUUACUUUAUUUGAUUUCCAUUCGGUUUACUUUCUCAUUCUGACAGUAAGUACGGUAUUUGAUCCAAUGACGUCACCGACUGCUCCCUAAUAGCGCCCUCUGUUGUCAUGAAAGUCGCUAGCAAAAAAUGCGUGAAUAUUUGUCGGGUUUGAACUGUUUCUUUUGAGUGCUUGUGUAAGUGAAUGGACAAGGUCUUGGAUUUCCUGAACAAAACGUAACAUUAAUUUUGAUAUGAUAAAGUUUUUCCUUGCGUUGCUUUUGUGCACAAAAGCAAACUGGACCCCGCACGCGAACUGCAAUUCUUUCCAAGGUUUCAAACUUCCGUUCAGUGCUUUCCAGAGGAAGUGGUGACGUCGUUUGAAUAGCAGUGUAUCAUUUAGAAUUAGUAACUCAAGACUUUUUUUUAAAAAAAAGCAACAUGCUAACCGACCACGAGAAAAUACGUGCGAGUCGUUGAGCUGAAACCUGAUCGACAUGCGACGGUUUUCAAAGCUGUACAUUGUAUUUAUUCUGUUUUGCAUAUACAUAUAUUUCAUCAACAGUCCCCCUUUUUAAAAACGGCUCAGAACAAGCCACAUGUAGUUUACGUUGGAGGGCAUUAUGGUUUAAAUGAUGUGUUUUUGUUCGGCGGAACUCCCAAUUAGCAGCUUUGUGUGAGCUGCCACUCUCUUUAAGUUUGCUUGUUCGCUUUUUGUAAAAGCCAGAACCACGUGCGUGACGGCAGUAUUCGGUUGACGGUAGCUGUUUCCUACGGUUAUUAUCAUUAUGGUCUUCACCUUUUCCACGUAUACCCGUACAGGCACAGUGUGUUCACAAUUACGAAUAUUGCUCGUGUUAAACUUAUCUCCAGAGAAGGGAGGUGAAUAAAAUCCCCUUCGAUUUAGCCUUGCUGAAACUGAUUUCACUUGUGCAUUUAUACGAGAAUUUACAAUACUCGCGAGAGUUGAAGAAGACGCUGGCAAAUGUCAUCCCAACUAAGGAGAGAAAAAUGACAUGUAAUUAACUGUCUUUGUGGUUUUGAAAACUUCCCCGUAACCUUUCAAAGCAUUGUGUAUGGAUUGUAUUUGUUUUAAAUCACUCUAACCUUUGAAAUUUAUAACGUUUAUUCCAGGAUGCAUUUUCAAAGAAUUGAAACAGUGAUUUUAUAUUGUCCAUUAAAGUUUUUAAACACGUUAUAAAAUAUCUCUCCUUUGGGUAAUUCUUGUGCAGAAAAAUGCGGGAGGAAAUCUAGUAUGCUUUGAUUUGAAGUGCGUAUAGGCCGACUUAGCUUAGCCCACAUACCAACGUGAGGGCUUGUAUUACCGUCACAUCUGAUCCUGUCUGGGUCUGUUCCUUGUCUCAGAAAGAACGGAGACAACGUACUCGAGAUUAUCAAGGGUUUUGGCCAACUUUGAAACUGAUAAAAAUUCCUCGGCAGAGCGCCAUUGACACACAAGGUUAUUGCCGAGUGUACACGACUCGGUCCAAGGUUCAGAAAAAGGAGGAAACUUUAUCUUUCUCGAGUGCACUCGAAAGGGUGGCACGAAAUAUCCAGCUCCUACUCAAGAGCUAUACCCUCUGCGAAAAACUACACGAUCUUGCUCUCCAAGUCUCGUUUUAUGCAGUCGCCUUCGCGAAAAUAACGUCUUUUCGUUGAUGACAUUUUUUCGAAAUUUAAUAGGCCUUCGCGGUCACCAUGGAUAUGAAAACUUUCCAAACGCAACACAACCUCACGGGUGAGCCAUUAGCCAAAGCUGGCCCGUCCGAGCUCGAAUUUCCCGGGAUGACAGGCUGGUCAAGGAAUCUAGCUUGCCUGUUAAAAUAGAUGAUGCUGCUGUCAAGUGGCUAGGGUUCGAAUCCAGACCUAGAGCUCGAAGUCCUGCCCAUUGGGCAGUUCCUCUUAUUGAAAGGUUUAUUGGGAGCGUGCGUAAACGAUGAAGUGUCGUUAGGGCUUUGAGGAGCAUUCGCAGGACUUCAAAAUGAAUAUAAACUAAAUUUCUCAAUCAUGCGGGCGCGCUCGUUCUGUCUAGUGUCCAGUGAUCCCAACACGUCUUUGUUCGUGUAUUGUUCUCCUACAGUUCUAAAUGGAAUACCUUUAUACAGAAAAAACAAUCCCUAAAAUUGUCCAACAUUAUUUAAGAAAUAUCAAACAGGGUCUAAAAAAUUAACAAACACGCCAAAUAUAAUCAGUUCCCAAUCAUGAUCAGUAAGAUAACACAAUUGAUAUGAAAUCGGGGGAAGUGCUUGAGGUUUGCGUGAGAAUCGAGCGAAAAAGAGUCCCUUUUUAAAAACUUGCCUUGCUGUGCUUUGUAACAACUAGAGGGACUGGGUUCAUAAGACGAACUGGUAAUCUGUGGAAAACAUCCGCGAAAAUAGAGUCUUCUCGAAAUAGUUUGGUGAAUGAUCAGAGCUUGACAAAGCACACUUACCUGGAUGCUCCGGCCCUUGAAGUGUAUUGCACAAAAGACGUCUUUUAAAAUGUGGCCUAUUUACGUGGCGUGCCCUGCAACAGUUUUUACAAUGCAGUGUUUUCAUGGGCAGUGUUGAAACGGCGAGACCUAACCGGUCCUGGGCUUGGUUACUGUGCUUCCGUGGGGCAGCUUAGCCACUGACCAAAAAAAAAGGUGCAAAUAAGGGUAUGUUCGAGCUAUUUCAAUGUCAUUACGGUUUAAAGGAUACUUGUAGUCAAUUCUGUAAAGUAUAUACAUUACUUAAAAAGAUAUAUUUAUUAAAAAUGUACACGUAUAAUGUGUAAUGUGUCGAUGCGUUAUAUAGAGGUAACCUUCACUUGCUUUAUCCGUAGGCGUAAAAUACAAAUGUCUGAAUUUUCAAGAGGAAUUUGUAUUAAUCUUGGUGUUUUGAGACGAGGUAAUUUCAGGUAAACGACAAAGUGAUGAUUACAUAAAAGUUUACCUGAAGUUCUGAUGACAAAUUUUGAGAACUUUAUUUUGCUUAUUUGCACAUGCCUUGGAAAUUUAUAUUUGGGGAAAUAAAAUUGACUAUAAAAGUGGA